Messenger RNA from Hemibagrus wyckioides, 2934 nucleotides. RefSeq lists its product as uncharacterized. The record is from RefSeq and is a predicted model, not a curated record. The transcript is spliced from 17 exons. The coding region runs from base 68 to 2008 and encodes 646 amino acids. NCBI's taxonomy places the organism in Eukaryota, Metazoa, Chordata, Actinopteri, Siluriformes, Bagridae.
UUGUUCCACAGAAAUUUCAGACACCUCCUAUGCAUUAAAUUUCACAUUCAACAUCAGUAGCGUCAGCAUGACACAGAACCCUGACCUCAGGAACGAUACCUACAGCCAUGUAAAGAGCAUCAUCAACAAUGCUUUAAACACACUUCUAAAUGAAGCUGGUGCAGAACCAUUUGAAUCCCAGAGCUCUAUCUUCACCAGAACUUCUAGAAACCACAUUAAUGGUGACAUGAUGUACCACUUCCAAGAUGGAGACACCAAAACACCAGCAGCUUUCCUGAAUGAGCUUACACCUGUAUUGGGGAAUGUCCUGAUAUAUAUUCGUCUAAUUUUUAAGAACUUCACCAGAAUACCUAGUGAGGCUGAUGUUCUUAAAUCUGCUAAUGCUCUUUUGGAUCCAAAGAUCAGAAGAGCACGAGAUCUUGUAACACAAAAACUAAGUGAUCCUGUGAGCAUACAGGAUGUCAAAUAUCAGAAAAUUGACAACAACUCAUAUGAUAUUAGCUUUGCAUUCCAAAUUAGCAAUGUAACCGUCUACAAGAACAUUCAGCUGAGGAACCAAACAUAUGAUUUAAUCCAAAACACCCUCAACAGCUUGCUAAAUGAUAUUUUAAAUGCGAAAGAGGCCACUUCAUUUGUCUUCCCACGGGCAAACUAUGAAUUUAAUGGUACAGAAAUUGUGGUUGAUUCAGAACACACCUUUGUGGAAAGUGACAUCAAGUGGACACCAAGUGAAUUUCUUUCUGCAAUACUCAACAUUAGAGUAUCAUCUACAACGGCUUCUCCAGUGACUACAAAACUUGUUGCUUUGACUUUAACAUCAACUCCAUCAAUAAUAUCUGGUUCAGCAGUGGUUCAGACCAGGAUGGUUUUCAGUUCCACCUCAUCAAUUCCCAGUAAAAAUUUGGUCCUCAAUUCAACUGAGACUCUUCUGAGUGCUAGACGCACAAACCUCGGUGACUCUGUAAAAGUGAUGAACUUUACUUAUGAGAAAAUUUCCGACACCAGCUAUGCAGUCAUCUUCAUAUUCAAUAUCAUUAACAUCAGCAUAUCAGAGAACCCUGUCCUCAGGAACACCACCUACAACCAAGUAGUGAGCAUCGUCAAUAAUGCUCUGAAUAUUCUUCUGAAUAAACCUGGUGCAGAACCAUUCAAACCGCAUAACUUUUCUUUCACGAGUUCAGAAAACCAGGUUAAUGGUGACAUGAUGUACAGCUUCAAAGAUGAAGACACCAAAACUCCAGCAGCCUUCCUCAAUGAGAUUACACCUGUAUUGGGGAAGGUGCUGAUAUAUAUUCGUCUAGUUUUUAAGAAUUUGACCAGGGUACCUAGUGAAGCUGAUGUUCUCAAUGCUGCUAAUGCUCUGCUGGAUGCAAAGAUAAGAAGAGCACGAGAUCUUGUAACACAAAAACUGAGUGAUCCUGUGAGCAUUCAGGAUGUCAAAUAUCAGCAAAUUGAUAACAAAUCAUACAUUAUUAGCUUUGGAUUCCAAAUCGGCAAUGUCACCAUCUCCAAGGACAUUCAGCUGAGGAAUGAAACAUAUAAUUUAAUCCAAACCACCAUCAACAACUUGCUGAACACUAUUCUGAAUGUCAAGGGUGCUCCUGAAUUUGUCUUCCCAUUUGCUAACCUCACGUUAACUGGUACAGAAAUUGUGGCUAAUUCAGAAUACGUCUUUGUGGAAGGUGACACCAAGUGGACACCAAGUGGAUUUCUGUUUGCAAUACUCAACAUUAGCGGUCUGUCGACUGUCACCACUCCUGCUGCUCAAACAGAACCUCCUGUCCAUGUAGUUCUGAGGCCCACAGUCCAAGCUCAGAACACCACCAAUGGAGGAAAUUCUGCAUGGAUCCUGGGCAUCAUUAUCCCCUGCAGUAUAGUCAUUAUUCUCAUACCCUGCUGGAUUCUACUCUGUUGUCUGUUGUGUGGCUGCUGUGCUGGUUUAAGGAGGCGCUACAACAGAAGAAGGUCCUACAACGUCCAAUAUGCAACACGAAAUGGACUCUUUUAAAAAUAAGAGUAAUUAAGUGUUAAAUAAUAGAACAUUUAAUAAUUAAUUGUGCUUAUUUAUUUAUGUAUUUAUGUCAUUAUUUAAUUCUUAUUUAUUUACGUAUUUAUUUAUUUUAACAUUAAUUCCAAAAUACUUGGUGUCAUGGAUUACUGAAAUUAUGCUGCAUACUUUAAAUAUUAUAUAUUUAAAAUAUUAAAAAUUAAAAUAUUAAAUUAAAGAAAAAAAAUAUAUACAUAUAUAUAAAUAUUCAAUCUUCUAUGUGCAUAAAUAUAUUUAUUUUGCCUGUUUAUUAAUGAUAUCUAUAAUAAAGCUUAUCAUAUUAUGUCUCAACAUGGAUAUUUUUCUUUUUUUGAUUGGUUAUUCAAUGGCAGGAAUCUCCGCCAUAUGUGGAACCGUUUUGUUCUGUGGCUUUUUAGGUUUUUUAUCUUGUUCUGUUACCUUGUUCAUGUGUUUUGGACUUCCCUGCCAUUGUUGAUUGUAGCUCACCCACCCUCUGCCUGUUUCUCAUUUUAUUUUGACACUGCUUCGUGGCUGAUGCUAUGGAAAUGCCAUAGAAAUAUAGACUGUGGUAUUGUGAUGGGGGAGUGGGAUGUUUACGUUUGGAUAUUUGGUUUUGAUUUUUUUUUCUUUCUCUAAUUGUUUAUCCUUUUUUCAAUAUAUGUUUAAUUUUUAUUAUAGUUAUUUGAUUGACCUUGUUAGUAGAUUGUGUUUUGGUCUUUGGUGAUGUUGUGUCUUCCCCUUGUGUUUGUAAAUGGACUGGUCCGUGGUUAUAAAUGUCUCCCUAUUGUUUCAUUUGGGAGGUCAGUUUUGUUCAGUUAAGUUGUCCUGAGUUUAUCAGUUUGAGCUUAGUUUUGAUUCUGUUAGCCUCCUUUAGAUGUAGAUGUUGUGGAUUUAUUAAACUAUAUUAUACUAUAUUAACUACAGUA